This is a messenger RNA of Nelumbo nucifera (sacred lotus), 690 nucleotides long. Lineage: Eukaryota; Viridiplantae; Streptophyta; Magnoliopsida; Proteales; Nelumbonaceae. The record is from RefSeq and is a predicted model, not a curated record.
AUGGCGUCCUCUCCCUCUCAUGUCUCUUGUCUCAUUAGUGACUUGUCUCAGUCUUUUUCUCUAAAAGGUCUAGGGUCUCUACAUUAUUUUCUUGGUGUUGAAGCUAAUGAAGAUGCCAUAGGGCUAUUUCUCUAUCAGGACAAAUAUAUUUUGGACCUCUUGUUGAAAACCAAUCUUGCUGCCGCUAAACCUGUUUCUAGUCCCAUGGCCACCACCUCUCAACCUUCUAAAUUUCAAGGUGUUCCUUGGUCUGACCCCACUCAGUAUCGCAGUAUUGUGGGGGCACUUCAAUAUGUCACUCUCAUACGUCCAGAUGUGGCUUUUGAUAUCAACAAAGCCUGCAAAUUUUCACAUGCUCCAACUGAGGAACAUUGGGCAAUUGUUAAAAUAAUUUUGAGGUGUCUCAUAGGAAUUGUUAAUUACGGAUUGUACUUCUCUAUACAAUCCUCGGGGUUGUUGGUUGCCUUCUUUGAUGUUGAUUGGGCCGUCUAUCCAGAUGAUCACUAUUCUAUUGGGGGUUAUGGAAUUUUUCUUGGUUCUCAGUUGGUCUCACGGAGUGCUAAGAAGCAUCUUACUAUUGCAUGUUCUAGUAUGGAGGCUGAGUUUUGGGCCAUGGCUAAUUCUACUAUAGAGCUAAUGUGGCUUCAGUCACUUCUCUUCGAUCAGGGUGUUGUUGGAGCUACAUAUCUU